Messenger RNA from Gloeophyllum trabeum ATCC 11539, 1452 nucleotides. RefSeq names its product Brix-domain-containing protein. Gene Ontology annotation, cellular component: preribosome, large subunit precursor. Gene Ontology annotation, biological process: ribosomal large subunit assembly; rRNA processing. The coding region runs from base 1 to 1314 and encodes 437 amino acids. Gene Ontology annotation, molecular function: rRNA binding. NCBI's taxonomy places the organism in Eukaryota, Fungi, Basidiomycota, Agaricomycetes, Gloeophyllales, Gloeophyllaceae. The record is from RefSeq and is a predicted model, not a curated record. The transcript has 4 exons.
AUGGCCCGACGACGCAAGCACCGCACGCACGUCAAGGCCGACAGCGAGCAGCCCGACGGCAGCCCGCGCUCGUUCGUCAUCAAGCACGGGCAGGUCGGGCACUCGCUCGCCCAGCUCGUGCGCGACAUCCGCAAAGUCAUGGAGCCCAACACCGCCAGCCGUCUCAAGGAGCGCGCGCGCAACAAGCUCAAGGACUUUAUCGUCAUGGCGCCCGUCCUGCACGUCACGCACCUCCUCGCGUUCACGCUCACCGAGCGCGCCCCGUACAUGCGCCUCGUGCGCCUCCCCGCGGGCCCGACGCUCUCCUUCCGCGUCGAGCGCUACAGCCUCAUGAAGGACGUCCUCCACGCCGCGCGCCGCCACCGCAGCAUCGGGCUCGAGUACCUCACCCCGCCGCUCCUCGUCCUAGCGUCGUUCCCCCCGCCCUCGCCGGCGACCCCGCCGCACCUCCCGCUCCUCAUGAAGUCCUUCCAAUCACUCUUCCCCCCGCUCUCGCCGACCUCCCUCUCCCUCUCCAACGCGCGCCGCGUCGUGCUCGUCGCGUACAACCCCGAGCGCGGCACGCUCGACUUCCGGCACUACCUCAUCACCGUCAAGCCGUACGGCGUCUCCAAGCGCGUCCGGCGCGUCCUCGAGGGCGCUGCCGCCUCUUCCAAGUCCAAGUCGUCGUUCCUGGACUUGGGCAACGAGAAGGACGUCGCGGACUUUUUGCUGCGGAAGAGAGGGGAGGGCGGGGGCGGGCGCGAUGGGUACGAGAGCGCGGCGAGCUCGGCGAGCUCGGCGGCGGGCGACGACGGCGACGCGGUGUCGCUCGCGGACGACUAUGUCGGGCGGAAUAACAAGAAGGGGUCGAAGCGCGCCGUGCGCCUCGACGAGAUCGGGCCGCGGAUGGAGCUGAGGCUGAUCAAGAUCUCGGAGGGGCUCCCCGGGAAGGAGGGCGGGGUGAUAUAUCACGAGUUUGUUAAAAAGACGAAGGCGGAGGCGGCGGCGCUGAAGGCUGCGCAUGCGGAGAAGGAGAAGCUGCGCAGGCAGCGACGCGAGGAGCAGGAGCGCAACGUGCAGAGGAAGAAGCAGGAGAAGGGCAAGGGCAAGGAUGCUGCUGAUGAAAGCGAAGCAGAGGAGGGAGAAGGGGAAGGAGAGGAGUGCGAGAGCGAUGAGGGCGGGCACGACGAGGGCGGGUGGGACGACGAUGAGGUGAUUAGCGAGGGGGAGAGCGGGGAUGAGAAUUCGGGUGCGGAGGAGAGCGGGAGCGAGAGCGAGGAAGAGCAGGAGCGGCCUCCGCCAAAGAAGGCCAAGUUCAAGCAGAAGCGAUAGUCUGGCUGUUGUUUUCCUCUAUCCGUCUCUUACCGGUCUCCUUGCGUGAGCGGGCGAGAGGAAUGUAUUACUGGAAGCAUACAUAAAUAUAGGGGAUCUACGUGUAGCAAUCACUUCUGCGACGGCGGUACAGUCGCC